This is a messenger RNA of Saccoglossus kowalevskii, 398 nucleotides long. RefSeq names its product nuclear pore complex protein Nup160-like. The record is from RefSeq and is a predicted model, not a curated record. NCBI's taxonomy places the organism in Eukaryota, Metazoa, Hemichordata, Enteropneusta, Harrimaniidae. Gene Ontology annotation, cellular component: nuclear pore. Gene Ontology annotation, molecular function: structural constituent of nuclear pore.
GCGGGCGAUAACAUCCAAAAUGGCGGAGCCCAGUAGUUACAUCGAAGUUCCGCUAAGUAACUUGGAAUUGUUGCGAUGGAAGGAACUUACUGUGCAUACAGAAGCUCCACAGAGUGUGCUAAAAGACAUCAAAGUAGUGGAAAGUGCUGGUGGCUAUGGUUACAAAGACAGUGCCAAAAUAAAUACGCCAUCUAGUAACCGUUUCAUUUACUGGCAUAACAACCAAGAUGUAAUAGAGCUUAUAGAAUUAUCUCUGGAUCAAAUCUAUCUGGCAAUGCUGUGCGUCUACAGUUUCCUGACUCACAAGUUUUGCCUGGAAUCACAGUACAUGAGAGCCGUACCAAUGUGAUCAUCUUAGUAGCUACUGUUUGCAGCGUACAUCGAUUGGUAUUCCCACA